Messenger RNA from Besnoitia besnoiti, 5115 nucleotides. RefSeq names its product putative histone lysine methyltransferase, SET. The transcript is spliced from 6 exons. The record is from RefSeq and is a predicted model, not a curated record. Gene Ontology annotation, cellular component: chromatin; nucleus. Gene Ontology annotation, biological process: regulation of DNA-templated transcription. Lineage: Eukaryota; Apicomplexa; Conoidasida; Eucoccidiorida; Sarcocystidae. Bases 1 to 5115 code for a protein of 1704 amino acids. Gene Ontology annotation, molecular function: histone H3K36 methyltransferase activity; protein binding.
AUGGCGCUGCAGACGUCAGACUCCACCCCGUCAUCAUCGUCUUGCUCACCGUCAUCAUCGUCUUGCUCACCGUCAUCAUCGUCUCCCUCACCGUCAUCAUCGUCUUCCUCACCGUCGUCUUCGCCGCCCUCCUCACCGUCUUCUUCGCCGCCCUGCUCACCGUCUUCUUCGCCGUCUUCCUCACCGCCUUCGUCACCGUCAUCGUCUUCGCUCUCGUCGGAUUCGUCUUCAUCGUCCUCCUCUCCGUCCUCGGCGUACUCUUCGUCUCCGUCAUCUUCGUCUUCUUCCCCGUCUCCUCCGCGCUCGCGCACUGCUCCGCAAGGAAGCCUUGUGCAGGCGCCUUCUCUCACUCUGGCGCCGCCGCGCUUGCCGCUCGCUGCCUCUCCCGGUGCAGCUCCCCUCGAUCUUCCGUCGUAUGCACUUCCGCCUGACCAUUCGUUCGCUUCUUCUGCUGUCUGCGCGCCGACUGCACUUCCGGAAGGCGACGCAGGGAAGCAUGACAGCGCCUACCCCCCUGUAAGCACCUUCUCUUGCCUUCCGCCCCGCCCCGUGUCUCUUCAGCUGCUUAGCGACUCCACGCGCGGAGGCUUGACUGCGUUUCCUCCUCCGUCGGCUUUGCCGUCGCCCCUGCCCUCUACGUCGCAUCCGUCGUCUGCGCGUCCCUUCGCUGUCGCUGGCUCUUUGUGCCCGCCCCCCGCGGGCCUCGCCGCUGCGUCGCCUGCGUCUCCACCUUGUCGUUGUGCGUCUUCGGCGUCGCGCGGCGCUCGCGAUAGCAGUGGAGCCGCAGGGGCCGGCGAGCGGAGACUGGGCGCGGAGACGGAAGUAGCGAGCGUCGCCUGCCGCAGCGCCGCCGGCGAAAGGGGGGGAGAGCGGGGAAACAGGAGACCGAGCUUGCUGCAGACCAAGAGAAGAAAAGUGCAAACUGUGGGCGCCGCGGAGGACCUGGCAGCAGAGGGCACGACGCGCGCGGGCGACGAGCGCGCUCAGGCAGAACAACAGACGAAUGAGACUGCGCAAGAGGUAGCGGAAAGCAAGGUCUGGAUGCCCGGCUUCGUCACAGUGUCUGCCUCCUCCUCGCCUCCCACACCUCAGCGCGCUUCGACGCGACCCAGCGUUGACAGCUCCUCCUCCUCCUGCUCCUCGGCCUCGCCUCUCUGCGCUUCUUCGCCGUCCCUGGGGGUGAAGCCGCGACGCGCGGCGCCGGGGCGCGCGCGCUGGGAGGGGCCGCCAGGAGAGCGGAAGAGACAGCGACUGGCUCCGCAAAAGACCUCUGACCCUGAAGAAAUCGCUCCCUCGGUCCUCUGCUGGGACAGCAGCCCCACGAUGUCUGGAAGCGCGGCCUCGCCUCCUGCCUCGCGCGCGGCCGUAGCUCCGCCCCCGCCCCGUGCGUCGGCCCCGUGCGCCGCCGGCGCUUCACCUGCGGCUGCAGCCUCUCGAGAGCGCGACCACCGCGAGGGCGAAGGCGAACGAAGCAGCAGUGAGGCAGCCGCGGCCGCCUUGAAGCCGAGCGAGAUCCGACGGGCUGCCGCACGUGUGAAGGCCGAGAUGGGGGAGGAGACGCAGACAAAACCCGAGACGGCACGCGAGCCUGAGGACGCGCACCUGGAGGGGGCGAAGAGCGCAUGCAAAGGCGAGGAGGCCGCGGGGAGAAAACUCUCUUCCGCAGCGGAGGACGACCCGCAGCGCGCCCUGCCGGUCCCGCGCAUGAAGGCGUCUGAACCGAAUCAAGCGACAACAAACACACCUGGAUCGCAGGAGGAGGCUGCCUCGCCGCCAGGCGCGCCCGCGGCUCACCCUCUCCUUUCAUCGUCGUCUGCCUCUCUGUUCUCUAAAACGUCUUCCUCCUCUCCCUCUUCCUCUUUCUCUUCCUCCUCGUCUUCUUCGUUUGCGGAUAUCCGCCCACCGACGCUGCGCGAGGUCAUUCGGCUCAUCGCGGCGCCGCAUCGUUUGCACGCGCUGCUGGCGAGCGAUGCGGAGAGGCUGCGCGUCGAGGAGGCCAGCAAGCCUGCGCAGGCGGCCAAGGGCCGCAUGCGAGGAGGAAACGAGGAGACGGAGGAGGCGCGGACCGAAUGUCUCUGCUGCGAGGACGCAUGCGACCUCUGUCGUCACAUCACAAGCGCCGCGAAGCAACUCUUCCCUUGGCGCGCAGUCGUGCAGGCCGAGCGGGCGUGCGCGCCCUCCGCGUGUCCGCGCCCGACGGCUGUUGCGGGAGCGGAGGUGAGCGGCGGCGAGGGCGGCGACGAGGGCGCCGCCGAGGCCGGCGAGAGUGUCGUGGCGCCUGAGGACUGGUACACAAUUGAGCAGCUGCGGCGCUGCGACCGCGGAAACAAAUUCUUCUUCCUGCGUGCGCCUCCAGACGUCACUGCGCAGACUGCAGAGAUGCUCGCCGAAAUUCUGCUCACCGACGAAGGCGCCUUCGAUCUCUUCGUUCCCUUUCCCGCGGCGCAUUCGAGCCCAGGUGCGACUCAGCCGCUCAGCGCCUCCCUCGAGACCGCCUCCGCCUCAGCGCCGGCAGAGGCGGAGGCGACGCGCAGCCCAGCAAAACUUACUGCAGAAGUAGCGGAAAACGCCCACGCGGAGGCAGCCAACAGAGAGCGGUCACCAGGCCUCGCAGAGAGCCACAGAGCCUCGCUUCACGCAGAAGAGACACAUCCCAACCUCGGUGCCUUGUUGAAGACGAAGCACGAAGUAGAGACGCGAGAGGAAGUGGUGCGAGCGGAAGCGACGCCAGACGGCGCUCCUGCAGAACUGUGUGGGAGACGCGGCUCCGUGGCAGCCAGGGCGGAGGGCCCCGUGGAAGAUGAACAACAGCGAACGCCUGAGGAGGCAGGAGGGGGGGGAGAGGAUUUGAAUUUGAAGCAGACAGAGGGCGCGAGCGACGCGCGAGGGACGCGCGGGGACCUCGAAGAGGAGGAGGAAAACGAGGGCGACGCAGUCGAAGUCCACGCGGCAGCAGCCGAGCGAGUCAGCGAUCUAAAGACUCUCCGCGGAGCGGGGACAGCGCCGCCGCUUCCUCGCGCGACUCAAUGCCGCCUCCACACACUCCUCGCGUCGCCUUGUGCGUGCAGAGUCCGGCGCCGUCUCGAUCGCGCCCUCGAGUCCCUUUCUCUGCGACUUCGGGCGCCUCGCUGCCGCCCAAACCUCCGCCUGGAUGAACAGGCGGCGGAAGGCGAGGCGGGAACCGGCGAGCGAGAGACACGCGGAGAGGCGUCCGCGCCUUCCGCAUCUUCGCCGUCCUCCGGCUCUGCCGCCUCGCGCGAAGGUCGCCUCCGCGGAGCGGCCGCAGAGCUGCUUUCCCGCAGGUUGUGCGUCUUCUGUCGAGAGGAAGAGGCAGCGAAGGAGAGCCCUCAGACCGACGGAGACCAAGGCAGACGCGAGCCGGCGGCCUGGACUGCCGCGGGCCCGGGGGGCCCCCAGAGCGCCCCCGGCCCCGGGGACGGGGGCGGCGGGGAGGCGGCCGCGGAGGAGGCCGCCAGCGAGCGAAGAAGCGAGGCGCAGGCGCCAGGCGCCCACGGCGGGAUCCGAGGGCCUGAGGACUCGCAGGUGGCGCGAGACGCGACCUGGAUUGCGCAUCGGCUCUUCCAUUCGGCGCCGGCUGCCGGCGCGCCGACGUCGGGCGCUUCGGAAGGGGACCCACUCCGAGCCGCCUCGCCCUCGCCCUCGGCCUCGGGCGCGUCGCCAGCCGAGUCCCCGACAGGCUCUGAGGGCGUGCGGGCCCCUGCGAGCCGCGCCCCCUUUCCGCCGAGCUGGACAGGAGGGCCCACUGCAGAGGCCGCGAGACAGAGCGGAGAAGAACGCGAUCCUCUUUUCGCUGAGCUCUUCCUGCGCCUCCACGGGGCGGCCUGGAGGGCCUCGCUUCUGUCUGCUUCCUCAACGUCGCCGGCCUUUCUCACCCGUCCUCUGUCUCCGUCUCUUCUUCCUCCUUCUCCUUCGUCGCUUCCUCCAGCCUCUUCACCUUCCUCGUCGGCACCUUCAGGCGCGCCACCGCCGUCUUGGCGGUCGCCGUCGCCGCCGCGGCGUCUGGCGGUCGAGAGGCUGCUGCGCGUGGAGGCGCCGCGCCCCCCGCGGCGCAGCUUCGUCCUCGUCGAGUCGCUGCAGGGGGCGGCGUCGCUCGUGGAUCCGUACUUCCACGUGCGGCAGAGCGCGUUGCUUUAUCGCAAGCACUCAAUCCCGUCAUGGCUGGUGCCGUCUCCGCCGCCCGAUGCCGAGAUCGCGGCGCGACGGCUCAACGCGUCCGAGGGGCCUUCCGCGCCGGCGGCCGCGGCGGGGCGGGCAGGGCGAGGCCGCGGCAGGCGCGGAGGGCGCGGAAGGCGAGGCGCCAGGCGCGGAGCGGAGAGCGCCAGCGAGGGAUCAAGAGUUGGGAGCGCAGGCGCCGUUGAAAAAACGGGCGAAGAAGACGAGCCCGAAGGGGACACAGGCGGAGGUGACGCCGCGCACAUCGUGGGCGCCGCGCCGCAGUGUCUCAGCACCAUGCCGCCGCCCAGAAAACUCUUCCGAGGCUUCCUUCUCAAUCACGACGGGACUCUCCCGCAGAACCUCGCCUCUCAGCUGCUGCGAAACCGCGAGGUUUCUAGAAUGGAGCAGCUGCGCCAGCAAGCUUUCCUCGAGGCAGAGGCCGUCGAGUGGCCUGCGGUACCGCCGCCAGAGCGCUUCCCAGAUCGCCGGCGGACACGCUACGAACUCGCCAUCAGAGGCAAGCGCGUAAAACUGCAAAAGUCGCGAAUCCACGGCUACGGAGUCUUCGCUGUCGACUGGAUUCGCGCGGGCGAGGUCAUCAUGGAGUACGUUGGUCAGGCUUACGCCUACAAGCAGCGGAAGGGCGGCGUCGACGGCGAGGAGCCCAGUCUGGCAGAAAUUCGAGAAGCGCGCUACGACUGGCAACACGGCAACUGCUACAUUUUCUCGCUGGACUCCGAGAAGGGCCAGACAGACGGCGCCGGCGCGAGCUCGAAGACCAAGUUCAUCGACGCUACAGACAGCGGCAACCUGGCAAGAUACAUUAACCACAGCUGCGAGCCGAACUGCGAGUCCGUGCGGAUGCCUCACAACGCCGUCGCGAUCGUCGCUCUGCGUGACUUGCUCCCGGGGGAGGAGCUCUUCUACGACUACCAGUAA